AUGGUUAAGGUUACUGUUUGUGGUGCUGCUGGUGGUAUUGGACAACCACUUUCGUUAUUAUUAAAGUUGAAUCAAAACGUUGAUGAGUUAGCAUUAUUUGAUAUUGUUAAUGCCAAUGGGGUUGCUGCUGAUUUAUCACAUAUUUGUAGUCCAGCUAAAGUAACUGGCCAUCAACCUGCUAAUAAGGAAGAUAAACUGGCUAUUACAUCUGCUUUGACUAAUAGUGAUUUAGUUAUUAUACCUGCUGGUGUUCCAAGAAAACCGGGGAUGACUAGAGCUGAUUUAUUUAAUAUUAACGCUUCGAUUAUUAGAGAUUUGAUUGCCAACGUUGGUAAGACUUGUCCAAACGCAGCUAUUUUGAUCAUUUCCAAUCCAGUCAAUGCUACUGUUCCAAUUGCAGCUGAAGUGUUGAAAAAAUUGGGUGUUUUCAAUCCAAAAAAAUUAUUUGGGGUUACUACUUUAGAUUCCGUUAGAGCAGAAACUUUCCUUGGUGAAUUAAUCAAUGAACCUCCAAAAUCGUUGAAGGGUAAGAUUUCCGUUAUUGGUGGUCAUUCCGGUGAUACCAUUGUUCCAUUAAUCAAUGUCAACUCUACCAUUUCUGCAAAAAGCUCAAAAAUCACUCCGGCUCAAUAUAAAGAAUUCGUCCAUCGUGUUCAAUUCGGUGGGGAUGAAGUCGUCAAGGCUAAGAAUGGAGCCGGUUCCGCCACUUUAUCAAUGGCCUAUGCCGGCUAUCGUUUUGCUGAAUCAGUCUUAGAUUCCGUGGCUGGUGGUCAAACUAAUACUUCGGUCGUUCCGGAAACUUCGUAUGUCUAUUUACCAGGAUUACCAAAUGGUGAAGAGUUAUCUAAAAAAUCAUUAAAUGGCGCUACUUAUUUCUCAGUCCCUGUUAUUUUAGAAAAAGGUGAAAUUAAAUCAUUCAUUAAUCCUUUCGAUUCUCUCACCAUCACUGAAAAUGAAAAACAAUUGGUUUCUGUCGCUUUAAAUGGAUUGGAUAAAUCAAUUGCUCAAGGUACCAACUUUGUUAAAGGUUCUAAAAUAUAG
Messenger RNA from Hyphopichia burtonii NRRL Y-1933, 1041 nucleotides. It is a transcript of the gene MDH1-3, whose product is annotated as malate dehydrogenase. The record is from RefSeq and is a predicted model, not a curated record. The coding region runs from base 1 to 1041 and encodes 346 amino acids. NCBI's taxonomy places the organism in Eukaryota, Fungi, Ascomycota, Pichiomycetes, Serinales, Debaryomycetaceae. Gene Ontology annotation, cellular component: cytoplasm. Gene Ontology annotation, molecular function: L-malate dehydrogenase (NAD+) activity. The transcript has a single exon. Gene Ontology annotation, biological process: tricarboxylic acid cycle; malate metabolic process.